Messenger RNA from Oxyura jamaicensis (ruddy duck), 2311 nucleotides. It is a transcript of the gene RNF44, whose product is annotated as ring finger protein 44. The record is from RefSeq and is a predicted model, not a curated record. Bases 107 to 1435 code for a protein of 442 amino acids. The transcript has 11 exons. NCBI's taxonomy places the organism in Eukaryota, Metazoa, Chordata, Aves, Anseriformes, Anatidae.
CGCGCCCCCGCGCCCUCCGCGUGCCGCGUCCCGGUCCGGAUCCGAGGUGCUGGUGUCUGCCCGGAGCCUGAGGUCCCGCGCGCCCAUCCGCCUCCCGACGUCACCAAUGCGACCAUGGGAACUGGCAGUGAAUAGGCGGCCUCCCUCUGCCCCCUUUAACCAGCGCCGGUUCUCAGGGGGACCCUGCAGCAGCCCCGACCACCUCCGGCGAAGCCCCCCUGCCAGACGUCAGUGGGGACGACGCGACCGCCCUCUGGCAACCCUGCUGGGCCAGGAUGAGACCCAGCCGCACCCUGCCUUCCCCCAGCAGCCGCACAUCCCUGUAGAUGAGCCCCGCGCCUACGCUCUCCCCAGCACACCGCCACGAAUGCUGCACCCGGCCGCUCACCCGCCCCACCAGAACCCAUUCAUGGUGGAUCUGCACGACCAGGUGCACCAGGGACCUGUCCCUCUCUCCUACACGGUCACCACCGUCACGACGCAAGGCUUCCCCAUCCACGCCGGCCAGCACAUCCCUGGGUGCAGCACCCAGCAGCUCCCAGCAUGCUCAGUGAUGUUCAGUGGACAGCACUACCCGCUCUGCUGCCUCCCGCCCCCGCUGAUCCAGGCAUGCGCCAUGCAACAGCUCCCCGUCUCCUACCAGACGUUCCCCCCCCUCAUCUCCAGCGACCAUUACAUCCUGCACCCGCCCCCGCCGCCAGUGCCCCCCCACCAGCCGCCCCACAUGGCGCCCCUGGGGCAGUUCGUACCUCUCCAAGCCCAGCACCCGCGCAUGCCUCUGCAGAGGAUAGACAAUGACGUGGACCUGCGAGGGGAGCAGCACCCCAUCGCCGGCUUCACGUACCCCCCGUCCCACCACGCCCCCACGCUCUCCCCCUCCGUGCCGCUGCAUUACCUCCCCCACGACCCGCUGCACCAAGAGCUGCCCUUCGGCGUGCCAUAUCCCCACAUGAUGCCCCGGCGGCUCAACACCCAGCGGUACCGGCUGCAGCAGGCGCUGCCCCCCCCGCCGCCCCCUCCGCCGCCCCCCCCGUACUACCCGGGCUUCCUGCCCUAUUUCCUCUCCAUGCUUCCCGUGUCGCCGACGGCCGUGGGGCCCACGAUCAGCCUGGACCUGGACGUGGAUGACGUGGAGAUGGAGAACUACGAGGCGUUACUGAACCUGGCCGAGCGGCUGGGGGAGGCCAAGCCGCGGGGACUCACCAAAGCAGACAUCGAGCACCUCCCGUCCUACCGCUUCAACCCCGAGAGCCACCAGUCCGAGCAGACCCUGUGCGUCGUGUGCUUCAGCGACUUCGAGGCCCGGCAGCUUCUCCGCGUCCUGCCCUGCAACCACGAGUUCCACGCCAAGUGUGUCGACAAAUGGUUAAAGGCGAACCGCACGUGCCCCAUCUGCCGGGCGGACGCGUCGGAGGUGCAGCGGGAGGCGGACUGAGGCUGGCGGGCGCUGUGCCGCACAAUUCGCUAGAGGACGAGGACGUCGGGCCAGGGGCGGGGGCCGCUGCCCGCUGCCAGGGCCUGACCGUGCGCUUACCCCCCCUCCCCAAAGCCUCUCCUCGGAUGUGGUGAGCAUUGAGCAGCCCGGGCUCCCGGCCAGCCCUCCUCCUCCGCCGGGGCUCGGGCUGGGCCGGACGCCUGCCCGCCGCGCUCCCGGGGCCCCGAAUCGUGUAGUGCCGGUGGCGGGCGGCGCGUGGCCGCGUCCUCCGCGCUCCAAAGACGCUGUCGUUGCUCCAUCACUUUCCAGGUCUUUGUACUCUGCUAGAGAACUUUUUUUUUUUUUUUUUUUCUUCCCCUUUUUUCACUUUUUUUUUUAGAUUUUUUUUUCCCCCCUUCCGUUUCCUUUCCUUUCCCGUUGGCGUUUUUGGUUUCGUGGCCGGUCGACCCGGCGGCACACGGCUCCUCCCCGCGGCGGUGCUCGCGGAGGACGCGGGGAGGAGAGAGGAGGGAGCGCCGCGGGUUGGGUGCCGGCGGCUCCCCGGGGCACAGCCGGAGGAGCCGGCGCGGCCGUGGCGGGACACCAGCAACCCGGGGCGAUGCCGGGGCACCGGCGCCCGCGCCCCGCUUCCCCCGGGGCGCCCAGGAGGGCAGUGGCGGCUGCUCCGUGUCCUUCCCAGGCGGGAGGAUGGCGGCGGCACGGCCCCAGCCGCUCUCCCCGUUCGUUCCCUCUUGGGGCCGGGGCUCGUGGCGCCCGGCGAGGCAGCCGAGCCCGGCGGGGAGCCCGGACCCUGUGGCCAUGCGGUGGCCCCCGUUAUCCCCCCCCAGCCCGGGUUCCCGCUGUCGUAACCCGAGCGAGCCCCGAGCGCCCCCGUCC